AUGAUCAUAAAAUUAGUUGUGCUGAUAUUAUGCGUGAUUGCAUCAGAUAAUUGGUAUCAACAGCAUAAAUAUUUUAACACCACCACUUUAACGGACACUGAAGGUAUUAUUAAUAUAUAUUUAGGCUGGUGGGUUCAGGGAAAUAAUGGAUAAAAUAUUAGCACUUGUGAUGGCGUUUAAAUGUUUGGAGGUUAUAAUGUUUUUGGAAAGGGGACAGUUGUUUCGAACUUACUUCCUUUAGAUCCGCAUUGUAAAAUACGCGUUACUUUCUAGUUUUGGAAGUAUUUAUGAUUAUUAAGUUAAGAAUAGAUAGUUGGGAUAAUGAAAUCGUAUAUUUUAUACUAGAUGAUAAAGUUUAAACUGGGACUUGGUAUUGGGAUACGGGAGAUGUUAAAUGCGGGAAUCCAGAACAUCCGAACGAAUGGAAAGAAGUUAUAGUAGAAGAAAAAAUCGAAUUUUUGCACUAAGAACCCACGCUUGCUGUAAUAAUCAAAACUAAUUUAGAUGAAAUUCCUUAUAAUGUAUUCAUAUAAUUAAUCAAGGAAUCUUGGGGAUUUAGAAAUUUUAUAGUGGAGGUAGUCCUGUGUUCACCAGGCUGUAUAAGAUGUAGUAAUGAUACACCUGAUGAAUGCUUAUAUUACAUACCAAUAGAAGUGAAUUGGUUUGACAGUUUUAAUUUUGAUGGGUGGCUUCUUAAUAAUUAAUAGUUUGUUGGCAUCAGCCUAUGUGUCAACAUGACGGUAAUAGGAGGAGUUGGUCUUAUUUCAGGAAAUUAAUAGUUAGCAAAGAAAUAUACAUCUUUGAUCCCACAUUAUAAACUAAUAUUAUAGGUUCAGUUUUGGAAAUUUGACUUUUGGAAUAAUAAUAAAUUCACUUUAGAGAUUGAUGGGCAAAAAAUUUAAGAAGAAGUUUUUAAUUAAUAUGAGGUUUUUCCUCUUUGUGGUGAUAGCAGUGGGGGUGAAAAGUUAUUAGACAUUCGCCAGGAGUUGACUCAUACAUCUGAUAGUCUGUAAAUUUGUAUGUAUUCUGACCUUAUUGCUACAAAUGCUUUUUGGGGAUUACGAGGCUUUAGAUUAUUUCUAGCAAAAUGCGAUGACACAUGCCUUACUUGUUCUGGACCAAAAAAAAAUGACUGUUAAUCUUGUCAACCUGGAUAUAGACAUUAAAAUAAUGAGUGUUUAGAUGGUAUAUUUAAAAUAAUAUUUUAGUAAAAUGGAUCUUGGGUUUAUAACAAUAUUUCUAACCUUAAGAUUUUCAAACUCAACCUGGUUGGACUAUAUCAAAUAUUUACUAUAAUCAAUCUCCAUUUUAAAUAUGUGCUAAUGCCAAUCUAGUAGGAGGGUACUCAUUGUUAUCUAAGGAUUCUCAAAUAGCCUUAACUAUGGAUUUGCCUAAACAUACAAAAGUAAGAGUCAAAGUAUAAUUUUGGAAAUUUGAUACUUGGGAUAAUGAAUGGUUUCAAGUAUAUGCAAAUGGAAAUCGAGUUUACUAAGAAUAGUUUGGAUUUACUGGAGUUCAAGUAAUUUGUGGAUCAACUACUUCUAAUGCUUAUGCAAAGUAUUUGGAUUUUGAAUUUGUUCACAGUAACCCAACUAUCAAUUUAGUUAUGACCACUACUUUAAAUGAAAAUGCACUUAAUGAAUCAUGGGGAAUCAGAAAUUUUUAAUUAUUUUACGGAAUUAUACAGGAAUGCAGCUAUUCUGUUAUUGAGACCUUUAGUUUACCUUCAUUCAUAGGAACUAAGCAUAUUUAAACAACUUUAUAUUCAUUUGAUCAAUCCUUGUAAAAUAAAUUGGUAAUAUCUGAACUCGGGAUCACUCUAUAUCCUGAAUUUGAUGAAACAAUAACUGUUGACUCUUCAAUUGAAAAAUUGACAAUCUCAAUCAUUUGGAAAUGUUUUUAAACUGAUCUAAAUUUUUCCAUUACUAUAUUACAAAGCAGUUACCCAGAUUACAAAACAGGAACAGCUGUUUGUAAUAGAAAACGAUCCAAUGUAUUAAACUCCUUGGUGGUUUUGGAAAGAAUAAUAAAAUAAGAAUCAUAACUUAGGUUAGUAGCUACUUCAACAUCGAUUUAGAUAACUUAAAUAGUAUAAACUUAAACUAUAAAGUAAUACGAAAUUGUAAUUAACUGA
Paramecium octaurelia is the source of this 2134-nucleotide messenger RNA. Lineage: Eukaryota; Ciliophora; Oligohymenophorea; Peniculida; Parameciidae. The record is from the annotation of a GenBank genome assembly.